AUGACUAGUAAUCAAGGCUGGGUCCACGAGCAAAUGUGCAACCCAAUCAACGAUGAAUUGUUCAAGAGUGUAGUCAAAGAGUACAAGGACCAAGGCUGGUUUGCAAUCUACACGCGGAUGGCCGUCUUGAUGUCGAAGGCCAACAUCGACAAUAUCCAAGGCCGAGUACUCUUGCAGACUCUUCAAUCCAAUGCCUAUGACACUGAAAAGACAAUCGAGCAUGCUCGGACAUACGCUCGGGAAUUUGAGAGUGCAAUUGCCGCAAGUCAGGCACCAUGCUUGUAUAUCAGCCCGUACUACAAUGAGGUUCGCGCGCACGAUGAGUUGGAGUUGUGGCCCAAGUCUGAUGACCCAGCCUUGCUGCAUCCGAUGUCUUCACGAUUGGUUCAGAUCCUUGAAACGUACAAACGUCUGUACAAGGAAACUGGAAAGGAACAACCAUUCCUCAAGAAUGCCAGGUAUGUUAUCUUACUCCAAGCCAUGGCAGCUGGUGAACUUGGAUGCCAGUCAGCAACAAUCUCUCACCAGGUCCUCACCCAGCUAUCUCAGCUCCCAUAUGAUGGCUCUAAGCAGCCAGGCGAAGGCGUUCCCAAGCCGGGUCAUCCGUACAAAAAUGCAGCACCCACUCCCGAGCGCUUGAAGAAGCUUGCACAGGUCGAUCCUCUGAUUGGGCCCAACUGGGAUGGCAAGCUGUCGAGGACUGAUAUCGACUACUUGGCGAACGGAGGUGUCGAGCUGGACAGGGCAAAUGAAGAGGACCCUCAGACUAAGAAGCGGCUUCGAGAGGCUCUUGCACUAUUUGUUGCUGCGGAGAAGAGAAGCCAGGCGAAGAUCGAGGAGGCUAUGAAGAAUAUUUGA
Penicillium malachiteum is the source of this 858-nucleotide messenger RNA. RefSeq lists its product as uncharacterized. The transcript has 5 exons. Bases 1 to 858 code for a protein of 285 amino acids. The record is from RefSeq and is a predicted model, not a curated record. Gene Ontology annotation, molecular function: transaldolase activity. Gene Ontology annotation, biological process: pentose-phosphate shunt, non-oxidative branch; carbohydrate metabolic process. Lineage: Eukaryota; Fungi; Ascomycota; Eurotiomycetes; Eurotiales; Aspergillaceae. Gene Ontology annotation, cellular component: intracellular anatomical structure.